Messenger RNA from Staurois parvus, 418 nucleotides. The record is from the annotation of a GenBank genome assembly. NCBI's taxonomy places the organism in Eukaryota, Metazoa, Chordata, Amphibia, Anura, Ranidae.
UAACUGUCAAUCUUGCAAUGUCUCCUGGGACUUGUAGUUUGGCAACAGCUGGAGGGCCAUCAGUUUGACACCCGUGCACUAGGAGCAAGGGUGUCAAACUGGUGGCCCUCCUGCUGGUGCAAAACUACAAGUCCCAUCAUGCCUCUACCUUUGGGAGUCAUGCUUGUAACUGUCAAUCUUGUAAUGCCUCAUGGGACUUGUAGUUUGGAAACAGCUGGAGCACCGCCAGUUUGAUACCCGUGCACUAGGAGCAAGGGUGUCAAACUGUUGGCCCUCCAGCUGGUGCAAAACUACACGUCCCAUCAGGCCUGUACCUUUGGGAGUCAUGCUUGUAACUGUCAAUCUUGCAAUGCCUCAUGGGACUUGUAGUUUGGAAACAGCUGAGCUGGAGGGCCGCCAGUUUGACACCCGUGCACUA